Entamoeba invadens IP1 is the source of this 1551-nucleotide messenger RNA. RefSeq lists its product as hypothetical. The record is from RefSeq and is a predicted model, not a curated record. The transcript has a single exon. The coding region runs from base 1 to 1551 and encodes 516 amino acids. Lineage: Eukaryota; Evosea; Mastigamoebida; Endamoebidae.
AUGCAAGGAUUAUCAAAUUUCUUCAGCACUAAUACAGGAACAAAUCCCACCGGAGGUAUGGGUUCCCCCUAUGGCCAACCACAACAACAACCCAUGGCGGGUGGAAACAUAUUCCAAACGCAACAACAGCAACCCACAAACGCUAUGGGUAUGCCCAGUAAUACUGGAUUAAUGGGAAACAACAUGGGGAUGACUGGUGCUACCGCACUUAUGGGAACUAACACGACAAACCCAUUAAACGGUGCCAUGAACAAUUCACUCUUCCAAACUAAUCAACAACAAACACAAGGUGGAAUAACUGCGCCAACGAAUUCAUUGUUUCCGUCUAACACCGCAACACAACAACAAGGGACAAAUCUCAAUUUUAACCCUAAUAUGCCUCUUACCGGAUUACAACAAACCCAAACUACUGGAGUACCUAAUACGUUGAAUUUACAAGGAAUCGGAAACAUUACAACACCACAACAACCAGUUUCUAAUUUAUCACUUCCAGGGUCUACCCCAAACACACAAAAUAAUUCCUUGUUUUCAAAUGGAUUACUUGGAACGACCGCCGGAAACAAUACUUUAGGAACAACAUCCUCAUUGUUGUCACCGGGAAUUGGAAACUCAAUUGGUAGUACCAUUGGUGGUACUCUUGGUAGCUCUAUUGGUAGUACUACUGGUGGUAUACUUGGUAACGCACUCAGUAACUCUAUUGGUGGUACGCCAUCACUGACUAAUACUACUGCAACAACAACUCCUACCGUACCAGCACCUACAGUCGAUUUAACAAAAUCACGAUAUAGAACCACUGAAACAAAACCAUUGGAAUCAAUUAAAAUCGUGCCAGACAGCAUUCGAAUGAAACAGCUGAAAAAGAAAGAAGACAUUGUCUUACCAUCACUAGUUGGUGAUAAGAGUGUCCAAAGCUUCGACAAAGUCUUUGAUUUGGAGAAGAAGCGGGAGACCAUCAAUCAACCGAUUUUCUCAAGAAAGUUCAGUCAGGCGGUCAUGCCUUCGUAUAGAAGCAACGGCAUUGUCCCGAUGAUCAGACCAAAUAUGCGAAACUCUGCUUAUGGAUAUGACCAAUCACAGCGGUUCUCGAUGCAACCAACGGUGACAAACCAAUACUUGGUCCAGAACGGUCCGCGCAUGAGUGUCAACAUGAGUUGUAUGAAUCAAAAUGUUGGACAGAGUGUACUGGGGAUGUCGCAGUAUCAACAAGCAAACACGUCGUAUAUUGGAGGACAGCCAUGUGUUAUUGACCCACUUUUGUGUAGUGUGGACAUUGAUAAUGUGAGUAUGAACGAAAUUCCUUUUGUCACGAGCGUGUUGGGCCAAUUUGGGUAUAUCACCGACAUUGUCCCCAGUCGAAGAGGCUUGCGAGUGGUGUUUGCGGACCAGUCUGUCGCAAAGCAUGUUAUGCUCUUAAAAACCCUCACAAUUGCUGGGAGGACAUGUAACUUGUAUGACCCAAACACGUAUUUCUUUACGGCUAUGAUGGAAGGCAACUGGUGGAAAGGCAUAUUUGGCAACUUCUACAACUUCCUGCGGACUGUUUGGAAUUGA